This is a messenger RNA of Amaranthus tricolor (Joseph's coat), 959 nucleotides long. RefSeq lists its product as uncharacterized. Bases 1 to 819 code for a protein of 272 amino acids. Lineage: Eukaryota; Viridiplantae; Streptophyta; Magnoliopsida; Caryophyllales; Amaranthaceae. The transcript has 8 exons. The record is from RefSeq and is a predicted model, not a curated record.
AUGAUAAGCACUGACUUGGUGAGCGCAGCAGCAGAUGCUCUCCUUCCAUUAAUUCUUUGUGAGCAAGGUCUAUAUCAGAUUGACUAUCUGUUAGUAGUUCUGGUUCCAUUUGCUAAUGCUACACGAUAUAUAAAAAACUUUUGCUUAAUUGUCUUCCGGCCCUCUCUUGACACCUCACAGUAUUUGAGUGAAUCUUGUCAAGAAGAAGGUAUCUCCGGAAUGUAUGGUUUUUGUGAUGCUAAUAUGCUUUCUCCAUUAUCACCAAUAGAGAAAGAAGAGGAUCGAUCUAACUACUUGGCUAGCAUUUUUGCAUGUAAUAAUGCUAAGAACAAAAACCAAUUAUUCAUGGCACCUUAUUACGAAAAUCGGCAUUGGAUGUUAGCAAUUAUUAGUCCAUUGAAGGGAUUGGUUUAUUGGUUAGAUCCUGCUGGUGUGGAAAAUAAAGUGCGUGAAAAUGCUCGUAAAAUUAUUUAUGAGGGGCUUGUGAAGUUUAGCAUGGUUCAUCGAAAGGAUCUCAAAAAAAUUAAAAAGAAUCCUAAAGUUGGUUGGAACAAACUAAAAUGUCCUCGUCAACCUCAAGACGCCAAAUACUGUGGAUAUUAUGUAUGCCGUUAUAUGCUUGAGACUAUUGAAAGUAGGCAACAAUUGAUUUUGGAGGAGUUUUCCCCUUGGGCUCCUUCAACUUAUUCUCAGGAGAGCAUUGAUCAAGUUCGAGAUUUAUGGAUUUCUUACGUUGUCAAACAUAGGCAACAAAAAUUGGAGAAGGAAGCAGAAGAUUUGGAUGAUGUGUUACAAUAUCAUAUCGAUGGAAAUUAUUAAAGAUUAGAAUUCAUGAAGAAUUUUGAUGACAUUUGACUUUUGGAAUACGAUAAUUGUAUAGUUUAAUUCUAGUCUAAUUAUAUGAUGAAAUGGUUUAGAAUUUUUGCUGUUGGUAUAGCAUGUAUGAACGCGUAUAUUUA